AUGUCAUCAGCAUUUGAAGCAGAGCUAAUAUUAUCAAGGCCUUACCUAACUCGUAAACAGAUAUCCAGAGCCCAGAAGAAUACCAUUUCGGAUCUACGAUCAUAUUCACAGAAAAAGUUAGUAAUUAUCAAAUAUUUGAGCGAUAUGUGUGUACAACUGAAACUUCCAAGAAAGACGCUUGAAACCGCCAUUUAUUAUUAUGAAAGAUAUCAUUUAUUUAAUGCAUUCGAAACUGAACUGAUAUACCUCUUAGCAACAAGUUGUCUUGUACUAAGUUGUAAACAAACAGAGACAUUGAAAAAAGUUAAUGAAAUAUGUCAAGUGUCAUAUAAAGUGAGGAAAAUAUUAAAAGCUAAUCAAGAUAUGAUGGAAACAUUUAAAAAAAGAAUAUGGCAAACAGAAUUACGAAUAUUAGAAUCCUGUUCCUUCGAUUAUAGGGUUAAUAAUUUCUUACAUAUAGACGAAUAUAUCAUUAAAAUUGGGAAAAGUUUACAACUAGAACCUAAUGUAUGUUAUUUAGCUUGGUUGAUUGCAUAUGACGUCCUCAAAUCAGAUAUUUUAUUAAUUGUUCCACAGCAUUGUAUUGCUAUUGCAAUACUUAAAAUCUCAGUUGAACUAUUCAAUUUACAAAAUGAUAAUAGUGCCAAUGAAAACAACAACACAAAAUGGUCUAAAGUAGAUUAUUCAUUCUUUGAAACUAACGAAAGUUCAGUUAAUGAAGCUUACUUUGAAAUUUCAAAUUUUUAUAUCAAUACGUUUGACAUAUGUGACUUACAAGCAAAUAUUCCACCGAACUAUCCUCAUAUUGGAAUUGAAUCAUUUAUAGAAUUGAAACAGAAUACUGGCCGUCAAAGAGGGUUAGGUGAACUCGAAAAUGAGGAUAUCAAUAGAGACCCAUUUUUAAACAAUAUUAGAAGUACGGCUGUUAGGGAAAGAAGACAUGUAUUAUCCUCCAAGUUGGUCAUUGAUGAAUAUAACGCUAUCAAUGACACGCAGCAUAAAUAG
Molecule: messenger RNA, 1005 nt
Organism: Maudiozyma barnettii
Lineage: Eukaryota; Fungi; Ascomycota; Saccharomycetes; Saccharomycetales; Saccharomycetaceae
Gene: CTK2
Product: Ctk2p
Exons: 1
Coding region: 1-1005 (334 amino acids)
Biological process (GO): positive regulation of DNA-templated transcription, elongation; regulation of transcription by RNA polymerase II
Cellular component (GO): cyclin/CDK positive transcription elongation factor complex; nucleus
Molecular function (GO): cyclin-dependent protein serine/threonine kinase activator activity
Source: RefSeq, a predicted model, not a curated record